AUGGGAAUUUUUGAAAAUAGCAGCAAUGGGGAUUUGAUCAAAGGUCGGGAUGAUCUGUCUAUCGACGUAGAAUUUCUCGGCGGACUAGAACUGCUCUUCUCCAACCAAGCCAAGCACCAGCUAUCUAUUCCAGCAUUCGAUCCCAAUGGAAAGCCUGCUACGGUUGCUUUUUUGAUUGAAUAUCUAUGUAACCAUGUUAUGAGGGAUCCCCGAAAAGAUAUGUUUGUCUUGGACGAUACAGUACGGCCAGGCAUACUGGUACUCAUAAAUGAUGCAGACUGGGAGCUCGAAGGAGAAGCAGCUUAUGAGCUCCAGAAGGGCGAUCAUAUCGUCUUUGUGUCCACGCUCCAUGGUGGCUAA
Messenger RNA from Xylona heveae TC161, 360 nucleotides. RefSeq names its product ubiquitin-like modifier 1. Bases 1 to 360 code for a protein of 119 amino acids. NCBI's taxonomy places the organism in Eukaryota, Fungi, Ascomycota, Xylonomycetes, Xylonales, Xylonaceae. Gene Ontology annotation, biological process: tRNA thio-modification; protein urmylation. The transcript has 3 exons. Gene Ontology annotation, molecular function: protein tag activity. Gene Ontology annotation, cellular component: cytoplasm; nucleus. The record is from RefSeq and is a predicted model, not a curated record.